AAGUUCAUUGCAUUUUCCCAGAAACUAAUCUAAUUCCAAUUCCUAAUAGCUCCCUUCUUUUCCUUCUCUAUAAAUUAAACACUUUCCCUUCCUCUCUCUCUAUCUUCCAACUUCCACUUUCUCAUUCCUCUUUUGAUCUUCAACAAUUCUUCACCCACACUGAAUAUUUACACAUCCAAACUCCUAACUAAUCCUUCCUUUAACGAUAAUCGACAUAUACUUCGUCUUUCGAGAUCGAAAGUUUAAUCUCCCAUUUCUGUGAUCGUUGUUUGCAACUCCUCCAUAGUUCUUUCAAAACCCUAACCUUUCCCAACAAAAAUGAUGAAAGUUGUGCUGAAAGUUGAAAUAUGUGAUGCAAAGACAAAGAGAAAGGUGAUGGGUACUGUUUCUGGACUUUUAGGUAUUGUAUCAGUGGCAGCAGACACAAAAGAGAACAAAAUCACAGUGAUUGGAACUGCAGACCCAAUUAAAAUUGUUAAGAAAGUAAGAAAGGUUUGGCCAUCAGCUUACCUUAUUAGUGUUGGACCAGAGAAAGAAGAAGCAAAGAAACCAGACCCAAAGAAAGAAGAAGCUCAACCCAAAAUUGAUCAAAUUGAUUGGGUUAAGGCUUGCAAUGCCUUCCAUUCUUACCCCACAACUCAUUACUAUUAUCCAUAUCAAGAACAAUACAACCCAAAUACUUGUGUUAUCUCUUGAAUUUGAUAAGUUAUUCGAGAAGUCGGAUCUUUGAUAAUUUUCCACCGUUGAAAAAUAUGACGAGAGAGAAACUGAAGAAGUACUCCGAAGUUGUAUCUGGUGGCCAGUGAUUGUUAGGAGACAAACAGAGAUUUUUAAAUAUUAUAUUCCUUUUCAAGAUCUUUUUCUUGAAUAUUUGUGUCUAUGUACGUUAUGAAUUUAUUUGAAUUAAUUAAUUGUGAGGUGGUUUUCUUUUGGUAUA
Messenger RNA from Benincasa hispida (wax gourd), 937 nucleotides. Its product is annotated as heavy metal-associated isoprenylated plant protein 39-like. Lineage: Eukaryota; Viridiplantae; Streptophyta; Magnoliopsida; Cucurbitales; Cucurbitaceae. The record is from RefSeq and is a predicted model, not a curated record. Gene Ontology annotation, molecular function: metal ion binding.